Molecule: messenger RNA, 1434 nt
Organism: Phaeoacremonium minimum UCRPA7
Lineage: Eukaryota; Fungi; Ascomycota; Sordariomycetes; Togniniales; Togniniaceae
Product: putative gtp cyclohydrolase protein
Exons: 4
Coding region: 1-1434 (477 amino acids)
Biological process (GO): riboflavin biosynthetic process
Molecular function (GO): GTP cyclohydrolase II activity
Source: RefSeq, a predicted model, not a curated record
AUGAACACAAGUUAUUCUCUUGAGCUCGUCGAGUCUAAUUCUUCGAGGCCCAAGAAGCGACCAAGGCUGGACACAAUGGCACUUGACACCGGUAUCAGGAUGGAGGAGGACGUUGUAGAUGUCCCCAAGAAGGCACCUCCUCCCGCCGCGCCCAAGCCUGCGCCAAAGCUCUUCAGCAACCGUAUAAUCUUGACCACGUAUCCAGGCCAAAGUGUAGUUGAUCCCAUACCGCUGAAAUGGGGUGCGGAGGAUCCUAACGAAAGAGGGCCGGUCUUGGUCUCUCGUAACGGCGCGACCCUGACGAGGCGGAACGCCAUCGGUGCUCAUGGCGGCAGUUACUGUAUAUACAACGCACUGGCGAUGGCUGCGGGCGAUCUACCCCCGGAUUUUAAGCCCAGCUUCAAGAAUACACAGCCGACCUUCGACUUCCCACAACAACCCGCCUGGUCAGAUCCUACCAAGAUUGUGGCCAUGGACCCUUUUGGCCACAAUGUUGUCCAGUACUACCAAAAGCAUCUGGACGCGGGACUGGAUCUCCGGCCGACCAUCGCCGUCACUCGUGCAAAUAUGCGUGUGGCGGAGGUCACAGAGUCUAUUCGGGAGGGCCGUCUCGCCGUGGAUGGUAACAUUGUUGUCAAUCAAGGGGGCGACGUGCGGGUCACAAAAGCUGCUGUUGAGCCUGUCUGGUAUCUUCCUGGCGUGGCGUCUCGGUUCGGAAUCGACGAGGGGACACUCCGCAGGGCAUUGUUUGAGUACACAGGCGGCAGCUAUCCUGAGCUUGUGACAAGGCCUGACAUCAAGGUUUUCUUACCUCCCAUCGGUGGCCUCACCGUUUAUAUUUUCGGCCCUCCUGAAAGGGUGUCAGAUCCCAAUGUCAAGCUGGCACUGCGGAUUCACGACGAAUGCAAUGGUUCCGAUGUCUUCCAGUCAGAUAUCUGCACAUGCAGGCCGUACCUUGCAUUCGGAAUCGAGGAAGCAAUAAAAGAGGCGCAGAACGGUGGCUCGGGCGUCGUCAUCUAUUUCCGUAAGGAAGGACGAGCCCUAGGAGAAGUCGUCAAGUACUUGGUAUACAAUGCUCGCAAGCGAGGCGGUGACACUGCGGACAAAUACUUCGAGAGAACGGAGAAUAUCGCAGGCGUCAGAGAUAUGCGGUUUCAAGCGCUCAUGCCCGAUAUCCUGCACUGGCUAGGCAUAAAGAAGAUUGAUCGCAUGCUUUCAAUGUCAAACAUGAAGCACGACGCCAUCGUCGAACAGGGAAUCCCCAUCUUGGAACGUAUCCCAAUCCCAGACCACCUCAUCCCUGAGGAUUCACACGUCGAGAUCGAUGCCAAGAUCAAUGCUGGCUAUUUCACAACAAGCAAGACAUUGUCUGAGGACGAGCUUAAGGAGAUCAAGGGCCGUGGCUGGCAGAGCUGGGAGGACGUGACGCAUUAA